AUGAAGUACAAGAAGAACGACACGCUGAUCCCUAAGAACACCUCUCUGGUGGUAAAGCGUGUUCCGGCCACCAAUGGAGCACCUGUCAAAAAGUUCUGGGAUCCAAACGCCAACAAGACGCCCACCAUUUCGGCGUCGUUCGCUGCUGCCGUGCUGCCGCCACAGAUGCCCAGCAGUGACGCGGUCUCCGGCUCGGCUGUGUUCUCGGGGAGUGAUCUCACCAAGAUUGGCGGCUCAGAGGAGGACAAGAUCAAGCACAUGAUGAGUCAGUCGACCAGCCAGUACGACCCUUCCAGAUACGUCAAGUACAAGGGCGCCCAUUUGCUGACGCCGGCGCCCUCCAGCCACAAGUGCUACCGCUGCUUCAACUUCGGCCACUACGCACAAAACUGUCCGCUCGCGGCGGCGGAGGUCAAGAAGGCCACCGGCAUCCCGCGCAGUUUCAUGGUGCCCGUCAACGACCCCAAGAUGCCGGGCGCCAUGAUAGCGCCCGACGGCAGUCUGGCUGUACACAGGGUCGACUACUCCACGUACAAGGAUAAACAGCAGGGUCGGAUGGACACGCCGCCUCCGAGCACGCGUCCCCAGGUGCCCGACGACCUCUGCUGCAAGGUCUGCAAGGACCUGAUCCGCGAGGCCGUCAUGUCGCCGUGCUGCGGCGAAAACUUCUGCGACGAAUGUCUGCGCACGGCGCUGGUCGAGUCGGAGAACAGCGAAUGCCCCGAGUGCCACCAGACGGACGUCUCGCCGGAUAACAUCAUCCCCAACAGAUUCAUCCGGAAACGCGUCGUCAAGUUCGAGUGA
Molecule: messenger RNA, 804 nt
Organism: Amphibalanus amphitrite
Lineage: Eukaryota; Metazoa; Arthropoda; Thecostraca; Balanomorpha; Balanidae
Product: E3 ubiquitin-protein ligase RBBP6-like
Exons: 9
Coding region: 1-804 (267 amino acids)
Biological process (GO): ubiquitin-dependent protein catabolic process; mRNA processing; protein ubiquitination
Cellular component (GO): nucleus
Molecular function (GO): ubiquitin protein ligase activity; zinc ion binding; nucleic acid binding
Source: RefSeq, a predicted model, not a curated record